Messenger RNA from Monopterus albus (swamp eel), 2613 nucleotides. It is a transcript of the gene dcakd, whose product is annotated as dephospho-CoA kinase domain containing. The transcript has 5 exons. Gene Ontology annotation, molecular function: ATP binding; dephospho-CoA kinase activity. The record is from RefSeq and is a predicted model, not a curated record. Gene Ontology annotation, biological process: coenzyme A biosynthetic process. Lineage: Eukaryota; Metazoa; Chordata; Actinopteri; Synbranchiformes; Synbranchidae. The coding region runs from base 333 to 1022 and encodes 229 amino acids.
GAGCGGGAGACAUCGGAAGAUAUUCGGGGUUGCGCUUGUCAGGCUAAGAAGCUAGAUUGUUAGCGGGCAUUUGAGUACGAAUCUUGAGUUAUAUGCAAUGUUAUCCAAUAACACGGCGGUCUGUAACAUUAUUAUUUGAGUGUGUAUUUAAUAGGACUAAGCAGAAAAUUUCUGGCUUCGUUUGUUUGUAUGUUAAUGGUCAUUUUGACCUGAACAACGCAUUGCUAACGUUAGUUUGUUAGCAAUGCUUGUUGUUUACUGUCACCACUGUGCUUCUGUACGGAUUUUUACUGUACGUUCAGUUGAGAUAAGGUGUUCCUCACGUUGACAAGAUGUUCCUGGUGGGGCUGACGGGAGGCAUUGCUUCAGGGAAAAGCACAGUGUCUUCAUUGCUGCGAGAGCUUGGCUGCCCCAUUAUUGAUGCUGAUGUUGUGGCCAGGAAAGUUGUGGAACCACACACUCCUGCCUACUCCCGCAUUGUCUGCCACUUUGGGCCAGAGAUCCUCCUCGAAAAUGGGGAGAUUGACAGGCAGAAGCUGGGCCAGCUCAUCUUCACCAGCGAGGAAAAGAGGAGGCUGCUGAAUUCCAUCACCCACCCAGAGAUCCAUAAAGCGAUGCUCAAACAGAUCCUGUUCUACUUUCUCAGAGGGUACCGCUAUGUGGUGCUGGAUGUGCCCCUUCUGUUUGAAACCAGACGCCUCACUCGGUUUCUGAACCACACAGUAGUAGUUUACUGUGACCCUGCCACUCAGCUAUCGCGCCUCAUGCAGAGGGACGGGCUGACGCUAGAGCAGGCGGAACAGCGUGUGGCUGCACAGAUGCCGCUCAAUGAAAAGCGUGGCUUGGCCAAUCAUGUUAUUGAGAACUCAGGCAGUCGGGAGGACACCCACCGGCAGGUCCUGCGGCUUCACGCAAAGCUGGAGGACUCGAUGGACUUCCUCUUAGUGAGGGUCAUUGCUAUUGCUGCCAGUGCUGGUCUGAGUGGGAUACUGCUGUAUGCUGUCAAGCUACUUUUGUCCUAACAGAAGUAAGAAUGGGGGGAUAAACAGUUUUGGUUAAAAAUGUGGUCAAAGGUGAAGAUGUGAAUAGAAGCAGGUGAAGACAGGUUGGAGGUUCCAGUGCAAUUUACUGUGAGAAUAGUUUGACCCAGACCUACAGUGCUGUGACACACACUGUUGGCAGUUAAUAUGGCCUUACCUUAUUGAAAUAACUUGCACUGACAUAUGCUUAGUGUGAUGGGUUUCUAUGUGCAAUUUCGGUUGGUUUUCCCUCAGAGACACUAAAAUAUGAAGGUGAUGCCUUAGAGGCUCAAUUUCUGUACAAGCUCCCCCAUUACCAGUGAUGGCAAGUUGUCAGUAAAGCCAUCCCAACUGUAAAGAGAUUUUUAUUUUGCUGCACCUUUUACACCUUUUGAAGUCAUCACAAUUAGACAUUUUGGCUGGUUGCAGAAAUUGUAAAUGACACAUUAGAAAGAGCAAAUGAACAAGUUUGUACAUUCUUAAGUUAUAAAUGUGCAGUUUUUUUAAAUUUGAAUUCAUUUGGCACCAACGUUUGCUGCAUUGUUCAUAACAAAAUGCCCCUGCUAUCCCCAGCAAAGAUUGUUUUAAAUUGGAUUCGUUCGUCCACAUAUAAAGAAAGAUAAAGUGGUGAAUAGGAGUGAUCUGAAGCAUACAGAACAUGCUAUGAUUGUAUGGUUAAUGACCUGUAAAAUGAAGAUAUAUAUAUAAUGGAAUGUAUUUGACAAUCCAUUUUUAAUGGGAACAGUAUGAAUUUACAUGAAUUAGCAGACUUUAUAUUGAUCACUGUAUUUUCUUACACUUGAAGCCUCUGUCAAUACUGUUUUUGUUUUUUUUUUAAGCACUUUUUUUUUUUUUAGCACACUCACUUGUAGCUAAAACACGUUUGUAACAUUAGCUGCUAAACUUAAAUAUAAAUGAUCCAGCACCGCUGUUUUCAACUAACAGUUAUCCAUUGGUGUCAGUGUAUGAAUCUGGAAGUGUGUUUUGCUAAUUGUUACCUCUCUCUGAGCUUCACCGUGCAGAUGACUGUGCAGAGUCUGACACCAGGAGACCUGCACCGCACCUUAAAUCUGACUUUAUGACCUGUGAACCACAUGAUUUUGUGACAUUUGAACUAUGGAAGCUGGUCAUGGUUCAGUUUGCAGUUUAGCAAAGUGUGAUGCUGGAGCUUUUAGUUAUAGUAUGUGUCAAGCUUCAGAAACACUGAAUCCUACAUUCUCUAUAAUACAGCUUGACAGCGGAGUAUUUGUUGGACCCGCUCCACCUGGUAAAGCAGGCCUUCUGUCAGACAUUAAGUCCAAUCCAGGAUAACCAUGAUGACAUCAUUAGCUUAUUUUCUCAAGCUUUAGAAAGCUCCUUUCAGGGCCACCUAAAUAUCAUACAACUCUUUUUACUGGUUGUGAAGGGUUAAACAUGAGAAGUAAUGCCUAACAUCAGCUAGAGCUACAACUAUGACUGUCAACAUUGCUUAAUCUGUGGGUUAUUUCCCUAAUUAAUCAGUUGUUUUGCUCAUAAAAUUUUGACCAUAGCCCAUUAGAAUUCCUCAACAGCCCAAGUUGAUGUCUUCAGAUUUCUUAUUUUCUCCAGUUGUCAG